Molecule: messenger RNA, 4010 nt
Organism: Cygnus olor (mute swan)
Lineage: Eukaryota; Metazoa; Chordata; Aves; Anseriformes; Anatidae
Exons: 3
Coding region: 1-915 (304 amino acids)
Source: RefSeq, a predicted model, not a curated record
AUGACAACUUUGCAAAGACUGCUGCUUUCGUGUGUUGUUCGGGCUUUUUAUUCCCUCCCGUCUCCCCGAGGGCUGGCGUGUCGGCGAGGAUUUGGCGGAGGGGUUAACAGCCGCCCUGCGUUUCAGAGCUCGGAGCUUUGUCACUGCGUAGUUCGCCAAGUGGGGAGCGGUGACGCAGUGAUCAUUGCAGGGCACGCCGGGCGGCUUUUCAAAGCACCGGGGGGACAGGUACGCGCUGCCUUCCAGACGCUUCCACGCCAGCUGAAAGGGGUUAAGGAUGAGUCGAGACGGGAAGCCAGCGUUUGGGGAUUAAAUGUCAUCAUUUUGGCGUUGGGAAGUUGUUUACCUUGCUCUCGCCGUGUCUCCGUGCUGGCAGCCGGCCAGCUCCCAUGUGAUAGUCUUCCCUGUACUGCUGCAUCAUUAACCGGGGGCCGGGGCCGGCUCCCCAUUGGCCGGGGGAGGGCUCUCGGCCCCAAGGCGCCGCGCCAUUGGCGGAGGAGGCGCUGGCAGGUGAAAAGCCCUCGCGGAUUGGCCGAGGGCUGGGUGUCAAAUCUGAACGUUGGCUGCGCUCGCCGCGAGCGCUGCUGCCGGCCGUCGGCUGCGGUGACCAACAAUGAAGAUGGGCAACUGUGCCUGGAAGUUCUGAGGACACAACCAGCUUUGAGCUUGGUCCUUCUGGCCGAGGAAGUCACCCGGUUAUGCAGUGGAGUGGUACAGUGGAGAUGGAGGAUUUGCUCUUUCAACCUGCAGCCAUGCACAAGAUCUGUCUUCCUCUGGAAGCUGGUUUCACAUGGUGGCUUAGAUUUUCCCACUUUGUAUCUAGCACCAUUUGAAAUCAGUGUUCUAGGAGCAAGAAUUACAGCGUGGGAGGAGACCAAGCAGCUGCUAACUUCACUGACAGCCUAUACUCCUUAAAACAGCACUUUUUCCAAUCAUUAAUUUUUCGACACCCAUCCAUUUUGUAACAUCAUCUGAUUUCUAGACACUAUACAAUCACUGUAUGCACCCUCUCAAGCUAGGGCCACAACAGGAAAGUCUUCCUUCAAAUGUGUUUUACUUAAUAAAUGAUGGCUAUGAGUUAAAGUUGUCCAGAGUUAAGUCAUCCGAAAGUUGCAUGGAAACCAACGUAGUACUUCUUGCAUGUCGAGAGGCAAGGAGUGCAUUCCCUUUACUAUACAAUCGCUAGGACCCCAACAAGUAAUUUACUUAGAGCAAACGUACUUUCGCUGUGUGCUUGGGGAUCUUCCCGUCACAGCGUCAUCAUUCCACAGCUUCCAGAGACUUGCUCUGCAACCACAGAAACUCCCUCUGACAGUUUGAUCUGGGCAGUUAACAGACCCAAUGCGACUUCAGGAAUCGUGCUGAAGUCGCACCGAUGCACACAGAAUCCACUCCUUUUCCUAUUUUUUUUUUUUUUUUGAAGCUUACUGUUGUUGCCUUCCAGCAAUGUUUUGGUAGACCUGUAUAACUUUGCAUCCAAACCACUAAACUGAAGCUGAACUAUUUUUGCCUGACCCCACCUGCACAAACAUGCUCAUAUACACAAAAGGAUGGUCGCUGUGUGGAUGAAGCACAUGAUCAGACCACCGAAUAGUCUUCUUUAAGAAUGCGUAGCUGUCAUCUACAAGAGGAUUCUUCUCUGAGCCAGGAAAAUGUCUCUUACACAGGCUGACCGAUUUCUCUUGGUGUUCAGAGUCUCAGUUUUUGUCUAGCACCAUUUGAAAUCGGUUAUGAUGUAGGGGGAAAAGCAACAAUAAUGGAAAACUUCAUUCCCCCCGCCCCCAGAGUCCUUAUAAAUAAACGCCAUCCGAAGUAUGAUCGUGCUUCACAAACAUGUAUGUUAUGCUCUUCUGUUCUCUGACCUAAGUUACACCUACAGGCCGAACCACCCGCACAAAAGGAGGACAGUCAGCAUCCCGUUCAACUAGGAUGGAUGCUUAAAGAGAAAACGAAGCAUCUGUUCAAACACCUAACAAAGAUUCUUCAACUCAAGCAAGCCAGGGCCCUUCCGUGACAGCACUGCCACCUGCCCUUCCGACCAGUUAUAUUCCUUGUGCUCUUUGUUUGCCUUAACCUGUUAUCUACUCAGACUUUUUUUUCUUUUAAAUAAACUUGUGUGCUACUUGGUAUUGGGCUCUGUCUCAGGUAGACAGAUUACGUGCUUCCCUGCUGGACGAUAUCCAAUUGCUUCAAGUAUCACUUCAGUCCCCAGCUUCACACCCACCACACUGCACGAACCAUGCUCGAAGGCGAGCAUUUACACCGAUUUUAGUACCACUGAGAAGCCUGCCAACCACCACCACGCAGCUGGAUUUACCAGUAGAUGGCAACACAACGCCUUUGUUACACCCGGCCUGUUUGUUAGCACAAAGUUCAUGUGCUCACAGUGCAACGUGCCUUGGUAUUACCAGUUCGAUUCUAGAACAGUUCACGUUUUAGAAAGAGAUAUAUAGCUCACGACAAUCAGGACAAAAUCAUUUCUAGUAUCGAUGUCAAAGUUGCCCAGUAGCUGCCUAUCCUCCUACCCAUGCUCACAGGACUCCCUAAACUUUAUAUAUAGUUUCUAAAGCUGUACAGUCUAUGUACCGUCAUCGCUUGCAGUCCGUACCAACUAAUUUGAGAACCACAAAUUAAAAGAUGCAGCAUAUUAUUUUACUAGUCCAUUCUCUGAAAGUUUAUGCCUUCACAAGGCAGCUGACUACACAUUUCUUUGCAAAGAAGAUUAAGCUCAUUUCAAGCGUGAACCUCACACAACUCAAAAUAAUCACAUUCUACUUAACAUUUUACUUAAAAACACCCAAGCAAUAUUUCCCUAAAGAUUACAGCUGUCACCCCCUGGACAAAAGUGCCAGGGCACUUCACGGGCUUCGCUCCUGACGCAGGGUUACAUCAGAACAACCACACGAUAAGCUGCCUCUUCUCCAUCAAGUUUGGUAAAAAUUGAUGUUCACGAGUGAACACUUAGGUUUUGGAGGUUCUAGGAAACCCUCUACGCUUCCAGAAGAGGAUCAAAAGACCACGAACUGCUCAGGAAAUUAAUGCACAUUCUCUACACUAUGCAUCCAGGUGUUUUAAGUAGUUUUCCACACAAAGUGCAAACUUCGAUCUCAACAGUUACCACCUAAUGCAAAUUUGGUACGUGAAAAGUUAUCUUCAAGAAAAAAAUGGAAAGCAGCUGUGUACCACAUGAUGAAUGAAAGACAAACACGGCUAAAAACACAGUAUUUUUAUUUGCAAUAUUACAAACCAUCACUAGUCUUUACAUUGGGGAAAAUAUAAAAAUAAAGCCACCUUUUACAGUUAUUUCACUUUAGCGAUAAGUGCGUUGCAGCAUAUUUUAAUAUCGGAGAUGCCACACAUAAGCUGUCUAACAACCGACACGCUCAAUUCCCAAUAUAUUAGAAUAUCAGAGUAAUUACAAACAAUUAUCAAACUAGGUAUCAGCUAUUCAAACGACUACGAACAACAAGUACUUCUGUGCAGCCAAAAGCCCUCUUUAAAUAACCCAACGCUGUUAUGAACUCUAACAAUACAACUGCUGGGAUUGUCCCAAAGUGCCUAAGAAACCCUAAAUAGUUUGAUGAUGUUGAGACAAUCCGUUCACCACAGGGGACAGCAGUGCCAAUCUACCACAGACAAGAACAGCUUAAAUGCUGCCUCAGCCAUCUUAAGUGAGGCAAUUUGUUUUUUUCUGGGGAAACUGGUUCUUACAAGCUGCCUCUAUGUUGACAGCAAACUCGGAGAUUCACAAAGCCAAAACCUGCCCUAAUUUAGCUUUUGGUUUUAAUAACAAACAGAAAUAGCUAGUAGGCAUUUAAAGUAACAGCUAUCAGUGCAUGUCUGAGCCUCAGUUCAAGGUGAAUUCUGUGAUGGGAGCUCCUGGAGUCACCAUCUCGACCAAAAACUUUCAUAGCAUGGCUGGCUACCUGAAGACAGACCACGUCUUCCCACAUCGCCAACAUACCCGUUCCUUCGCUCCUGCAACUAAGGUGGCUUGGUCUUCCCUUACC